AUGUUCCUCAACACACUUACCCCAAAGUUCUAUGUGGCACUUACGGGAACAUCAUCUUUGAUCUCUGGUCUCAUUUUGAUAUUUGAAUGGUGGUACUUUAAAAAGUAUGGUACAUCAUUCAUUGAACAAGUUUCUCUGAACCACCUUUCCCCUCUUCUAGGGGGAAGCAGUGGCAGCAGCGGUAACAGCAACAAUAAUGAUGGUAAUUCCAAUGACAGUGGCUCCAGCAACAGCCAACAACAGUCAGUACCAGGUGGGUACUCCACUAAAUAUUCAAAAUGUAAAGUUUGGCGGAACCCUUUGAAUCUGCUCCGUGGGGCAGAGUACCAACGAUUUACCUGGGAGACUGAUAAGGAACCUCUGACAUAUUAUGAUAUGAAUCUUUCAGCACAAGACCAUCAAACCUUUUUCACAUGUGAUAGUGAUGCUGGCAAACAAGAAUAUGAAAUUAUGCAGAUGGCUUGGAGAGAAAGAAAUCCUGAAAUUCGAAUUAGAGAAGCACAUCGGGCAUUGGAGAAAAACCCUGAGUGUGCUACAGCUUUAAUCCUCUUAGCAGAAGAAGAGUCACAAUCUGUUGUAGAAGCUGAAAAAUUAUUCAAACAGUCCUACAAAAUAGCAGAAAUUAAUUAUAAAAAAUCUGUAAAUGAGGCUCAACACCGACGAGAUACUAAUGUGAUAGUUUAUAUAAAAAGACGUCUUGCCAUGUGUGCACGAAAGCUUGGCCGGACCAGAGAGGCAGUGAAAAUGAUGAGAGAUUUAAUGAAAGAAUUUCCCAUGAUGAAUUUAUUUGCAAUCCAUGAAAAUCUCAUAGAAGCUUUAUUAGAGUUGCAAGCAUAUGCAGAUGUUCAAGCUGUUUUGGCCAAAUAUGAUGAUAUCAACUUACCAAAAUCAGCUACAAUUUGUUACACAGCAGCUCUGCUAAAAGUCAGAGCAGUUGCAGACAAAUUUUCCCCAGAUGUGGCAUCAAAACGAGGCCUCAGCACAGCAGAAAUGACAGCAGUAGAAGCAAUACACAGAGCUGUGGAAUUCAAUCCGCAUGCACCAAAGUAUUUGCUUGAAAUGAAAAGUUUAAUCCUUCCUCCAGAACACAUUCUCAAGAGAGGUGACAGUGAGGCCAUUGCAUAUUCUUUCUUUCAUUUGCAUCACUGGAAACGGGUGGAAGGUGCCCUCAACUUGCUUCAUUGUACCUGGGAAGGCACAUUCCGAAUGAUCCCAUAUCCAUUGGAGAAGGGGCAUUUAUUCCAUCCAUAUCCCACUUGUACAGAAAGUGUUGACAGGGAGUUACUUCCUUCAUUUCAUGAAGUGUCUGUCUAUCCCAAGAAAGAGUUGCCUUUCUUCAUCCUCUUCACUGCUGGUCUGUGUUCAUUCACUGCUCUUCUUGCUCUCCUUACACACCAGUACCCAGAACCCAUGGGAACUGUUGCCAAAACGGUCUUAGGUUGGCUGUACCUGCCAGUCAGUUACAUCAUUGAGAACCUUGAAGCCAUUCUUCCUUCCAAUUUGCUCCACCAACUGUCACGGAUCUAA
Acanthosepion pharaonis is the source of this 1527-nucleotide messenger RNA. The record is from the annotation of a GenBank genome assembly. NCBI's taxonomy places the organism in Eukaryota, Metazoa, Mollusca, Cephalopoda, Sepiida, Sepiidae.